GCGAGAGAGCCCCAGCGAGCCGCCUCCAGCCCCGGAGCGCGAGGAAGAAGCAGCCGCCACCGCCGCGCUCUCGCUCUCUCCCUCUCUUUCUCUGCGCGCCCACCUGCCUUCCUUCGGCCCCUGCGGAAAGGCGGAGUUGCAGCUCCAGCUCCCGCCAGCUGCUGCUGCUGCUUCUCCCGCUUGCAGGGCUUCCCUUCCCUGCGCUCUCGCCGCCGACGGAGCCCGGACUCUGAGCCGAAGAGGACGACGAAGAAGAGGAGGAGGAGGAGCGCGCGUGGCUCGCCUAUUGUUUCCCAGCAGCGGCGGCGGAGGAGUUUUUUGGGGUCCGCGGGGGGAGGGGGGGGGACACACCUGGGCCUCCCCCCCACCUUGAAAGGCUCGCCUGCGCCCGGGAAGGACCCCCCCCCCGUCUCUCCCUCCUUCCGAGCGAUUAGCUGAAGACCUUCACUUUAAGGAAGAAGGAAACGAUUCUCUGUUGGCCAGCAAACAUCCAAGCCCUCAUGGAUUCUGAGAACUCUGUUGCUGACCAGUAGCAGGAGAAGUGGGAUGUUUACGUGGAAGUGUCUUAUUUUGGGGGCUGUGCUGGUCAUAGCCACGCUGUCCACUGCAAGACCAGCGCAGACCUUGCCGGAACAAGUUCUCCCCCAAACAAGCCUUGAAGUGGAGUCUUACUCGGCUCACCCUGGCGACCUCCUCCAGUUGCGCUGCCGCCUCCGGGACGAUGUUCAGAGCAUCAACUGGGUACGAGACGGGGUGCAGCUAUCCGAGAACAACCGGACGCGCAUCACAGGGGAGGAGGUAGAGGUCAGGGACGCUGUGCCCGAGGACUCGGGCCUUUACGCCUGCAUGACCAACAGCCCCUCAGGAAGCGAGACCACCUAUUUCUCCGUGAACGUCUCAGAUGCUCUCCCCUCUGCAGAAGAUGACGAUGACGAUGAUGACUCUUCCUCGGAAGAAAAGGAAGCAGACAAUUCCAAACCGAACCAAGCCAUCCCACCUUACUGGACCUACCCAGACAAAAUGGAGAAGAAACUCCAUGCAGUUCCUGCUGCCAAAACUGUGAAGUUUAAAUGUCCUUCUAGUGGGACACCCACCCCUUCACUCCGUUGGCUGAAGAACGGCAAGGAAUUCAGACCUGAUCAUCGCAUUGGUGGAUACAAGGUUCGCCAUGCAACUUGGAGCAUCAUCAUGGACUCUGUGGUGCCAUCGGAUAAAGGCAACUACACUUGCAUUGUGGAGAAUAAAUACGGAGCCAUCAAUCACACCUACCACCUUGAUGUUGUUGAAAGAUCUCCUCACCGGCCUAUCCUACAAGCUGGGCUCCCAGCUAACAAGACAGUCUCAUUAGGUAGCAAUGUGGAAUUUGUUUGCAAGGUCUAUAGUGACCCUCAACCCCACAUCCAGUGGCUGAAGCACAUUGAAGUCAAUGGAAGCAAGAUUGGACCAAAUAACUUGCCUUUUGUUCAAGUCUUGAAGCACUCGGGAAUAAAUAGCUCUGAUGCGGAAGUGCUGACCCUCUAUAAUGUGACAGAGGCUGAAAGCGGGGAGUAUGUUUGUAAGGUUUCCAAUUAUAUUGGUGAGGCUAACCAGUCUGCGUGGCUGACCGUCACCAGACCCGUGGCUGAAGCUAUAGAAGACAAACCAGCUCUGAUGACCUCUCCUUUGUACUUGGAGAUCAUCAUUUACUGCACGGGGGGCUUCCUCAUCUCCUGCAUGAUUGUGACCGCCCUCAUUUACAAGAUGAAGAGCACCACCAAGAAGACCGAUUUCAACAGCCAGUUGGCCGUCCAUAAACUGGCCAAGAGCAUCCCCUUACGAAGACAGGUCUCAGCUGAUUCCAGUUCCUCCAUGAACUCUGGUGUGAUGCUUGUGCGUCCCUCAAGGCUCUCCUCCAGUGGGACCCCAAUGCUGACCGGGGUCUCUGAAUACGAGUUGCCAGAAGACCCUCGCUGGGAGCUGCCCAGGGACAGGCUGAUUCUAGGAAAACCUCUGGGAGAAGGUUGUUUUGGGCAAGUGGUCCUGGCUGAAGCAAUAGGCUUGGAUAAAGACAAGCCAAACCGAGUUACUAAAGUGGCAGUCAAAAUGCUAAAAUCUGAUGCCACUGAAAAAGACCUGUCUGACCUGAUCUCAGAGAUGGAGAUGAUGAAGAUGAUUGGAAAACACAAGAACAUCAUCAAUCUCCUUGGAGCGUGUACUCAGGACGGCCCGCUCUAUGUGAUAGUUGAGUAUGCGUCCAAAGGGAACUUAAGGGAAUACCUCCAAGCCCGCCGUCCUCCUGGCAUGGAAUAUUGCUAUAACCCCACCCACGUCCCAGAAGAACAACUCUCUUUCAAAGACCUGGUAUCCUGCGCAUACCAAGUGGCCAGGGGCAUGGAAUACCUUGCAUCCAAAAAGUGCAUUCACCGAGAUUUGGCUGCCAGGAAUGUGCUGGUAACGGAAGACAUUGUGAUGAAGAUUGCUGAUUUUGGCCUUGCUCGAGACAUUCACCACAUAGACUAUUACAAAAAGACAACCAACGGUCGUCUUCCAGUGAAAUGGAUGGCCCCAGAAGCCUUGUUUGAUAGAAUAUACACCCACCAGAGUGACGUGUGGUCCUUCGGUGUCCUCUUGUGGGAGAUCUUCACCCUGGGGGGCUCUCCGUACCCGGGAGUGCCAGUGGAGGAGCUGUUCAAACUGCUGAAAGAGGGGCAUCGGAUGGACAAACCCAGUAAUUGCACCAAUGAACUGUACAUGAUGAUGCGGGAUUGCUGGCACGCUGUUCCAUCCCAACGGCCGACCUUUAAGCAGCUGGUCGAAGACUUAGAUAGGAUCGUGGCCAUGACCUCCAACCAGGAAUACCUGGACCUCUCUCUACCAUUGGACCAGUAUUCUCCCAGUUUUCCAGACACUCGCAGUUCCACCUGCUCGUCUGGAGAGGACUCCGUUUUUUCCCACGAUCCCCUCCCUGACGAACCUUGUCUUCCCAAGCAUCCACCUCACCUUGCCAAUGGUGGACUCAAAAGGCGCUGAUGCCGCAACAUCUGGGGGACCCUUCUGUGCAUACGAGUGUGGAGCGUGUGUGUCAGUGAAUGAAUGGGUGUGCGUCUUUGUGCACAGUCUCCGUCCAGCUGGGCUGGAGGGCGGACCACCGGAGGGGCAGCCGUUAAGGAACUGCGAAAAAGUCCAUUCCAAGCAACCAAGCCUACUCAUCCUCAUCAUCUUCGAUACACUGCCAUCUGUUGCAAGCCUUAAGCCUUCUGAAGAGCUGCUCAUACGAAUCUUGUGGGAAGCGGUGUCUAAACAAGAACAACAAAAAGGAAGAUCCCGAUGUCUGUUCCUACGCAGAAGCAUGUUGUUACUUCUCAGAAGGAGAUUCUGGAGUAGGGGGUAAAGGACGUUCCCGUGAAGGUGGAAGUCCUUCCUUUUUCCCCAUUCAUCAAUCCGAAGCUCUGCGACCUGCGAGAGCUCAGAAAGCAGAGCUGCCACGCACAAGGCUACCUUACCUGUGGGCAUCAAGAUUCUCUACGCCAGGGGUGUCAAACUCGAUUUCAUUCAGGGUUGUGUGUGACCUUGGGGGCCGGGUGGGCAUGACCAGCUCGACGUCACUUGUGGCGCAGGUGCCUGUGGCAGCCCGCGCACUCUGCCAGCGAAAACGGCGCUCGGGAGGCUGCGACGGCCUCCUGCAACCCUCUGGAAGCAAACUCUGCACGCAGCCCUCCCGAGCUCCAUUUUCGCUGGCCGAGGGUUGCAGGAGGCCGUCGCAGCCUCCCGAGCUCCAUUUUCGCUGGCCGAGGGUUGCAGGAGGCCGUCGCAGCCUCCCGAGCUCCGUUUUCACUGGGAGAGGCACUGUGGGCCGGUCCUUCGCUGUUUCCAGUGUGGCCCUGCAGGCCGGAUCCAGUCCACGGGCCUUGCGUUUGACACCCCUGCUCUACUCUGAAAAAAUUUUAGCGCCUCCUGUUUGAGGAUCUGUUGCCGUCUCAUCCAAAACUGAAGUCCACGCCCACGAUAACCACCUAAUUCUGGAAGCUAUUCUGGCAGCACAACAUUCUGCAGGUUGAACAGAGGAAGCUACUCCAUUGUUCCUAAGGUGUCUUAGGAGCGCACUGUCCAUUGGUACUUUGUUGAUCAAAUGUGAAAGUGAUCUACCACAUCAUAUAUCAUACACAGCUCUGGUCUAAAAUUUAAAGGAGGCAGCCCCCAAGGAAUUCAGGGCUUGGACAUUUUCAGACAAAACCAAGGAAAUUAAAGAAAACUUUUGUACAUAGCUGCCACAAAAAUGUAUAAAUAUUAAUUAUAUAUUUACAUGGUUUUUUUUUUUUUUAAAUGGUGGUUACCAGAGAGAUUAUCACCUUGAUAGUAAGUUUACUAGUGACUGGUAGGUAUCAGUUGCUAUAAAAGAAAACCCCCAAACAAAUCAUAUAUUUUGCUACUUCUGCUGGUUUUGCUUUGUUUUGUUUUAUUAUUAUUAUUUUUUUUUUAAAUUAUGUUCUAAAACUUUUAUUUUCAGUUUAGGUACUUCAAUAAAAACAAAUUGCUGCUUCGAUUUUAUAUGGGAUUAUAUGAAAACGGCAAGUUUGUGGGUAACCAAGCCUUUGGAGGGGAGAAGAUUUGAAAUCUUACCCAUCUCCUGUUAUGCACCUGCUCACCUGUACUACAGGCCCCUCUAGACCCAGAGUCCCCCUCUAUAAAUCCCCUUACUUACUCACUCCCUUGCUGUUAAGAUAGAGUGAUGCCAGCCAUCCUGUUGGUCCUGAAGACUCCUAACUUAGUGACUCUAACAAGACUGGGUGCUGUUCUUUACCGAUAGAAAUUGCCAUGGGUGGGAUUCGACCGGUUCGGGCGAAUCGGUAGCUCCGACGAUCAGAUCCGGCCACCCGCGUUAUUUUCCUAACCUUUAUCUUCUCAGCUGAUUCGCAUGGUAGGGUGGAUUGCCGCACGAAUCAGCUGUGUUACUCCUCUGAAGAAACCAGGAAGUGAAGAUUUCUUCAAACUGCGCACGCACGCACGCGGCAAAUGCGCGUGAUCACCGAACCGGUUGUUAAACCGGGAGGAUCCCACCACUGGAAAUGGCCCAUCUCCCGUUUUAUACUGAGGGAGCAAGGUUUCCCCAGACAACCACGUGGGGAAAUUCUCCAACAGAUUGUGCUAGGUUGGCAGCUUUGAAUAAGCACAGGACGUCAUCAACAUACAACUACAACGGAGUCCAAAAUGGCUAACCAAGACACUUAAGUGAGGUUUGCCCCCAUUUUACGACCUUUCUUUGCCCCAGUUGUUCAGAGAAUCAUUGCCGUUAUGUUAGCAACGCGGUUGUGAAACGGAUCUAGCUUCCCCGUUGACUUCUGUUUGUCAGAAGGUCGUGGGGCUGCUACAAAGGUUGUAAGUUUGAAAAAUGGUCAUCGGUCACUUUUUUCAGUGCCGUCGUAACUUUGAACAGUCACUAAAUGAACCAUUGUAAGUCGAGGACUACCUCUAUUUGGGCAUAGGGAAAAAAAAUCUAAAAGAUUUGUCUCUCUUUCUUCUCCUUUCGUCUUUUUUUUAAAAAAAUACCUGAAGGCUUAUUUCAGAAAUCAAGUCUUAUGGGAGAAGUUAGGAGAAAGAUGUUCACUUCCUUUUCUUCAAAUACCACUACAUUAUCCCAACCACUAUCGUAUUUCCAGUGGUGAAAUGUAAAAUUUGUUACUACCAGUUCUGUGGGCGUGGCUUGGUGGGGGGAAGGUAAUAUGACUGAGUGGGCGUGGCCAACUUUUUUUUUUUCCCCCAACUUUUAAAACCAUUUCUUCUACAACCUCUUCAGCUGAAGAGGUUAUAGAAAAAAUGUUUUUAAAAGGAAAAAAAGCCUCUGCCGAUCAGGCAAGUCAGCUUGGAUCAUCAGAGGUUUUAAAAGCAUUUUUUUAACAACCUCUUCAGCCAAAGAAAUUGUUGAAAAAAUGCUUUUAAAAGCCUCUGAUGAUCCCAGCUGAGCCGCGCGAUCAUCAGAGGCUUUUUUUUUUUUUUUAACUUUUAAAAGCAUUUUUUCGGCCAAAGAGGUUGUAGAAAAAAAUGCUUUUAAAUUUUUUUAAAAAGCCUCUGAUGAUUGCACGGCUCAGCUGGGCAAUGUGGGGAGGGGAGGGAUUUUUGCUACCGGUUCUCCGAACCACUUGCCUCCAUCGCUACCGGAUCGGGUGAUCCGGUCCAAACCAGGAGCAUUUCAUCCCUGCUUAUUUCUCCCAAAAUAAGAGCUAAUCAGAAAAUAAGCCCUAGCAUGAUUUUUCAGGAUCCUUGUAAUAUAAGCCCUACCCCAAAAAUAAGCCCCAGUUAAGAUCAGCCAGAUGGACGCAUUUACAGUAUUUCCUCCAAAAAUAAGACCUAAUUGGAAAAUAAGCCCUAAUGCAUAUUUUGGAGCACAAAUUAAUAUAAGACCCAGUCUUAUUUUUGGAGAAAUAUGGUAACAAGCCUGUACAAAUUUUGCUAUGUGAAGUAUUACUUGCUUUAAACUCACCUACUAAUAUUUUAUUCCCUUUUUUGACCCAUUCUGUGGAUGCUGGUGUCCAAUUACACCACCUCUGCAGAAUCAAAGUAAGUCAACUCUAACACCCAUAGUUAGUAGUUAGUCCUCGAUUUACAAUAGUUCAUUUAGGGACCCUUCAAAGUUACAAAUUCACUGAAAAAAAGUGACUUACAAUCAUUUUUCACACUUAAUGGCCAUUGCAACAUCCUCAUGGACACAUGAUGGGACCCAAGAUUUGGAUCCUUGGCAACUGGUUCAUAUUUAUGACGGUCGCAGUGUCCCGCGGUCACCUUUUGCGACCUUCUGACAAGCAAAGUCAAUGGGGAAGCCAGAUUCAUUUAAUAACCGGGUCGUUAACAACUGCAAUUGAUUCACUUAACAAUCGUGGGAAGAAAAGUUGUAAAAUAGGGCAAAGCUUCGCAACAAAUGCUUCACUUAACAACAUAGGUUUAUGGCUCAAUUAUGGUUGUAAAUCGAGGACUACCUGUAUUCUCAAAUUCUUUCUUCUGUUCCUGCCAUUGUAAAGGCGUGACUCCUUGGUACCCACCGAAUCUUUUGGGCGUGCUGCUCCCAGAAUUCCCCAGCAAACUUUGUGCUGGAGGAUUCUGGGAGUUGCACCCCCAUAUAUUUGGUGUCGUGUUUCUGUGUAACCUAAAUCCACCAUCAUUCAUCCUAUACUCGGAAGCUUGUCCUGCCUUUGUAUGGAACCAAUGAAUUGCGUUUUUAAACAUUUCUGUAUCAGAUUUGGAAGUCUUGUAAUUUAUUUUUUACGGGAAAGAAUUUUAAUUGUUGAGAGUCCUGGAACUCUCUUGUUGCCUCCUUUUGUGUGCCUUUUUUCCAGAAUCGAUCGCAAACUGGAGAAUAAAUCAUACAUUUAUGUCCA
Messenger RNA from Pantherophis guttatus, 7349 nucleotides. RefSeq names its product fibroblast growth factor receptor 1 (gene FGFR1). Lineage: Eukaryota; Metazoa; Chordata; Lepidosauria; Squamata; Colubridae. The record is from RefSeq and is a predicted model, not a curated record. Gene Ontology annotation, cellular component: signaling receptor complex; plasma membrane. Gene Ontology annotation, molecular function: fibroblast growth factor binding; ATP binding; fibroblast growth factor receptor activity. Gene Ontology annotation, biological process: multicellular organism development; protein phosphorylation; positive regulation of kinase activity.